Danaus chrysippus (African queen) is the source of this 726-nucleotide messenger RNA. The record is from the annotation of a GenBank genome assembly. Lineage: Eukaryota; Metazoa; Arthropoda; Insecta; Lepidoptera; Nymphalidae.
AUGGUGUUAAUGACAAUGAUCGCCCGUGUUGUAGACGGACUACCUCUAGCCGCUACUAUGCAAGAAGACGAGCAGAGCGGCUGUAAUAUAUUGGAGUAUCAAAACCAAGCAAAAAUGCUGUUUAGAAAACUUAGCCCCCAAUCACCAAUCCGCUGCUCCAUUGAAACUGGGCCUUACCUCUUUCAUUAUCUAAUUGAGAACGAAAUUUGCUAUUUAGUGCUGUGUGAGAGGAACUACAGCAAACGACUCGCCUUCAGUUACUUAGAAGAAAUAGCACAAGAGUUCUACCAGCAAUACGGGAAAAGAGUUAACACGGUGACUCGUCCUUACACAUUCAUAGAGUUCGAUACGUGGAUGCAGCGUACACGCAAGCAAUAUGCGGAAGGAGGGGCGCGGGCCCGGCGGGGAGGCGCGGCCGCCGCCCUGGGGGGGCAACUGGGGGAUGUACAGCGGAUCAUGAUGCAGAACAUUGAUGAUGUACUGCAGAGAGGGGCUAUUCUUUCUGAACUGGAUACUAAGACACAGAAGCUGUCAAUGAUGACACAGAAGUACAAGAAGGACGCCACAUACUUGAACACCAAGUCAAUGUUGGUGAAGGCCACGGCUGGUGCCGUCAUCCUACUGGUGGUCGUGCUUUAUUUCUGGAUAAUAUAUCUGGUGGUACUUAUGAUACAUUCCAUCAGGCUGCGGUUCCCUAGUGGUUGUAGGUACAUCUAUCUCAUUUAG